AUGAUGCUCAGUGAAGAAAUACCACUUCCUGAACCAGAAGCAUUUGCAACUAGCAGAUUGGCCUCCCAGCUGGCUGUUGUCCUGCUUUCUGCUGACCUGGACCUGCUGCAACACACAGAAGCAUGGGUGCGAACAGUUAUGCCUGCAGGCCCUCAAGUCCCUGAAGAUUCAGUAAGAAUUGAUCGUGAAACUAAACCACAGACCACCAUUCACUCAUCUGUUCCUCUACCAGGCAGCGUUAUUGAUUAUUCAGAGGAGAUACAAGAACAUCCUUCACAUGUGAUUAAAAGUGUUAUGAUUGAAGACACACCUGAGGAGGUAGAUCAUCUGAACACAUCUGGAGUUUGUUUGGAUGCUUAUCACAAAGAAUCUGAGCUGGAGCAAUGUACAACCCAAGAAGAAGUUCCAUAUAUUCCAUACGACUUAGCUACAUUAUAUAUCAUCAAGAUUGUAAAAGACAUGCAGCAAAUGAAAAACAAACACAUGAAGAUAAUCAGACAACUAGACAAUAUAAGGAAAGAAAACCAGGAACAGACUAUAACUACUAUAAAGAAACAUUAUGGUGAGAAAAUGAGGAUUCUGAAAUCCCAGUUAGAAGCUUACCGAGAGCUGAUGAACAAGAGCAACACACACUGGCAAGAUACAGUUAAGAGCCUGAGGGAGAGAAACAGACAACUGAUCCAAGAGAAGGAAGAUCUUCUGCACCAAAUGAAGCAACAAACAGAGAAAUGGGAAGAAGAAAAGGUCUGGAUUCUAGAAAAUUUGGGUAAAAACCUAGAUUAUCUUUAUACCCAGCACACACUAACUUUGCAGGAACUUCACAACAUCAAUCUGUAUGUGGAAAGAGUGCAUGACCUCAUGAAUUUCCAGAUAAAAAUUCUUCAGCAAAAGUCUGAAAAGACAGAAGGAGAAAAAGCAGAUGUGUCAGAGGUUUUAGAAUUAAAAACAGAACAAAUAGCUAAUGAAGAAGAGAAACCUGAAUGGUCAGUGGAAAAGGGAUAUCUUUGGCAAGCACACACCAUGCUGCAAAAGAUACAGGAAUCUUUACAGAAACGAGAGAGAGAAGUCACUGAGCUCCUACAAAGCGAAAGAAGGUGUAACAAGGCAAUGAAUCCUCAAAUCACAGUGCUGAUAUUCUUGAAAACUCUUGUCAAGAAGGUUCACACCAUAUAUUGUGAUGUCCCUGGGGUACAACAGUACAUCAGUCAGCUUAUCAGGAAGAACGAGGAUGAAAGGGCUGAUCGGAAAGACGCCUUUAAUAACGCUCAGGCUGACAUUCUGUCCUAUGAAGUAUUUUAUGGAAAUGAACCUAUGGAUGACAAAAGGACACAGGUCUCAACGAACCUUUUCAGGAAUCUUGGGAAAGCCAAGUCUGAUUUAGAAUAUGUUGAAACAGAGAAAAUUGUGUUUGAUUGUAUCCAGACGGGGGAAAUCCCCAACUGGAUUAAAAGGGAUUGUCUUUAUGUAGCCUUGACAGAAGACCCUGCAACAUGCUCUGAGGAGACAGAGCCACUCUCCAGAGGAACUCGUGCAGAAGUUUAAAAUGGAAAUCAAGGUUUACCGAAGAACAAAGGAACAGUAAGAGAUACCAACACUGGAACAAGGUCCCCAGUUUAGAGAGGGACAUUGGAGAGAAAGCUUGAAGCAGAAGAGCGCUUUCUGCAGUAUCUCUGGAGUGGAAAAUUAAUUGGAAGAAUUAAAAGCCCAUCGUUCACUAAAUAUCAGAAAACUUGUGCAGGCUUUUAAGUGUUUUGAAAAUUUUACCCCUUUUAAGAAAUAUUUUUAAGACAUCUUAAAAAAAAAAAAAACCAACAAAACAACAAAAAACCAGCAUUAUGAUAACCUGAAAGAGCCUGUGACUGAACAAAGAAGUCCUUGAGAAAAACAGCUAUAGAACUGCUAGCAAGUGGAUGGGAUGCAUCUCACUAAGUUUUUGCUGCCUAAAAUGGGACAUUUAACAUGUCUCUACAAGCAACAUAUGCAGAGAGGUGGCUCCAAAGGGUAAUUUUUCUCUGUGAAGCACAAGCCUCCAAAAUAAACUUCACUCUGUCCCACUUCAAAAUACUAUUCAGUGGUUGUUUUAAAGUGCUGGCUCUUGUAGCAUAGUAAGUGUUUUAAGU
Messenger RNA from Gymnogyps californianus (California condor), 2120 nucleotides. RefSeq lists its product as uncharacterized. The coding region runs from base 1 to 1542 and encodes 513 amino acids. The record is from RefSeq and is a predicted model, not a curated record. Lineage: Eukaryota; Metazoa; Chordata; Aves; Accipitriformes; Cathartidae. The transcript has 13 exons.